CCUACCGUAUAGUAUAGUAUCGGUAUGCCGCCCAGCUAGCGUGUGUAUAAAUAGCUGCCGUGCAGUAGAGAACCCCGGCCAGGCAGCAGCAGGAACAUCUCAUAUCCACAGAGACACAGUGCUAGGUAGCUAGCAGCCAGUGCAGGAGUAGCCCGGUUAUAUAGAGAGUGUAGCACGACUAUACAAUAUAUCACAGAGCUAGCUAGUAGUAUAUACGUACUAUAUAUAGUCUAUUGCUCGCUAUAGCUUGCUGAAUCAAGCUGAACUACUAAGAUUAAUGGAGGACGACAAGAAGGAGGGCAAGUACCGCGGCGUGCGGAAGCGGCCGUGGGGCAAGUUCGCCGCGGAGAUCCGGGACCCGGAGCGCGGCGGCUCCCGCGUCUGGCUCGGCACCUUCGACACCGCCGAGGAGGCCGCCAGGGCCUACGACCGCGCCGCAUUCGCCAUGAAGGGCGCCACGGCCGUGCUCAACUUCCCCGCCAGCGGAGGAUCGUCAGCUGGCGCGGCUCCCGGCGGCCGGACCAGCGGCGGCUCCUCCUCGUCCACCACGUCGGCUCCGGCCAGCAGGGGGAGGGCCCGUGUUCCCGACUCGGAGAAGGUGGAGCUGGAGUGCCUCGACGACAGGGUCUUGGAGGAGCUGCUCGCGGAGGACAAGUACAACAAGAACUAAUGAAACGCUAGCUGAUGCACAACAUACAUAGCCGCCGCAACGCGCUGCUAGAGCUAGCUCUUCGCUGCCGCUUCCAGUAAAUUUUAUUAAAGGAGACAAGAACUAUAUUAACUUAA
Molecule: messenger RNA, 786 nt
Organism: Zea mays
Lineage: Eukaryota; Viridiplantae; Streptophyta; Magnoliopsida; Poales; Poaceae
Product: ethylene-responsive transcription factor ERF096
Exons: 1
Coding region: 278-670 (130 amino acids)
Biological process (GO): regulation of DNA-templated transcription; ethylene-activated signaling pathway
Molecular function (GO): DNA binding; DNA-binding transcription factor activity
Source: RefSeq, a predicted model, not a curated record